AUGACUUCCUUGCUCUCGCGCAUCCUUGACUGCGGGCCAAAGCGCGUUCCGUCACCAAUUGUGUCCACCGAUGAAGUCCUCCCAUGCCACCUCCUUGAUGAUACAUUUGCCCUACGUGGCUACACAUAUAUGUGGAUGUUCCACUUCGCAGAUGUGCUGGACCCCGACAAGCUUCACCUCGCGCUAUCUCAACUUUUUGAGAUGGAAGGUUGGCGGCGCCUUGGAGGAAGGAUACGACUUGGCCCCAAUGGCAAGGCCGAGAUCCAUGUUCCUCGCGCCUUUACACCGCAGCGACCGGCAGUUCAUUUCACGAAAGAACAAUACACAAUUCCCAUGUCCGAACAUCCACUAGCCUCCAGACUACCCCGAGCCGGCGAUAAGCCAGCAGUGGUCCCCAACGCAAGUGAAUUCCAAAACUUGGGCGUAGGUCCAGGUGCCGCGCGCUGCUUCGACGACUUCAUAUACUCGGAUUUGCCACAGUUCUCCCUGCAUGUAGUAACAUUCGCCGACGGUACACUUGUAUCUUUGGGUCAUAGCCAUGUGACUACCGACCUGGGGGGCGUCGCUACUAUCCUCUCAGCCUGGAGCCUGGUGCUGGCCAACCGCCCGGGAGACGUGCCACCAUUUGCUACAUACCACGACGACCCCAUGGAUCAAUUGUGCGGCCCCCAGGAUCCGCCUGCCAAGGAGCAUGUAUUGUCUGAUAUUAUGCUCACAGGCUGGCGCCUAGUACUUUUUGGUUUGCGGCUCUUGUUUGAGUCCUGGUGGAACCCGCCGGUAGAAGCACGCACUAUCUGCGUUCCACACAAGACAAUAGAUGCCAUAGUGCAAGAGGCACGUAAUCAGCUGCCGCACCUUGUUGGCGGCGAGAGCGAGGGCGCCGUGAAGAGGGAGAAAGCUUUUAUUAGUGAGGGAGAUGUUCUCGCGGCACUGGCCACCCACAUCACGUCGCGAGGACUUCCAAAAGGUUCAACACGUCGUGUCAUGACUCUAAUGGUGAUUAAUAUGCGCACCCGGGCUCCAUCAGUGUUUUGGCCUAACAUGUCGUACGUGCUAAACGCAUCGUCGGCUAUCUUUUUAUCUUCUACAGCUAAUCGUGCGCAAACCAUGUCGCUUGGAGAGCUGGCUUCUGAGUCGCGAAAUGCUAUCACAGAGCAGGCUACCGAAAGUCAGAUAAGAGCUCUCGCCUCCAUAGGACGAGAUACAAUGCUAAGAAGGGGCCGGGAACCGGUAUUUGGUGAUAUCAAUAUGAAAUUGGCCAUGAUCUCAAACUGGAGCAAAAUCCGUGUUAUAGAUCAAAUUGACUUCGGCCCGGCCGUGUUAAAGUCAACGCAGAAUAAUUCUGAUGCGCGAGGAAAGCCUAUCUUUUACCAUGCUGAUAAUGGUAAGCAGAGCGGUGGUUUUAAUAUGCCUGUUUUCAUCGUUAUGGGCAGAGAUAGAAAUGGAAAUUUAUGGCUGAGGGGAAACCUACCAACACUUAUGUGGUCGGAUCUGCUCGAAUAUUUGAACAAAGUUUGA
Molecule: messenger RNA, 1518 nt
Organism: Talaromyces atroroseus
Lineage: Eukaryota; Fungi; Ascomycota; Eurotiomycetes; Eurotiales; Trichocomaceae
Exons: 2
Coding region: 1-1518 (505 amino acids)
Molecular function (GO): acyltransferase activity, transferring groups other than amino-acyl groups
Source: RefSeq, a predicted model, not a curated record